AAGGCGUUUAGCGGCACGCGCGGAUUCGCUGGUUUUCUGAGGGUGUGAGUGGGUCGUUUGUAGCUCGGCAGAGUGGGCGGCAGCAAAGAGCGAGUGGGGGCGGUAGGGCAUGCCGCUACGAGUCUGCCGAGUAGUCCACACGUGACUAUUGAUCAUUACACGCUGGUUUGCGCGUCGGUUCAAAGCGGACAGCAGGAGAUGCACUCGUUUGUGAAUUACGGUCCCUGCGCGACUUUCCAGGAGUCGUGCCAGGAGAUGAGCCCGAGCUCGUGGUUCGGCCAAGGGAGCUCCGGACUGGCUCCUUCGCCGGCGGCCUACCGGGGACUGUACGCACUCACGGUACGCUGGCAGCAGCCGCUGCCCAGAGGAGACCACCAACGGAAGUCCCACUCGCCCUGCCUGCAGGAGCCCAGCCUGCUUCCCAGAGACCCCCGCCAGUGGAGCCGCGAGCACGUGGCAGUGUGGCUCGUGCACGUGAUGGCCCAGCACCAGCUCCCGGCCGUGUCUCCCGACCGGUUCCUGAUGAACGGCAAGGCGCUCUGCCUGAUGAACAUGGAGAUGUUCGUGCAGAGGGUGCCGCUAGGCGGGAAGCUGCUCUACAAGGACUUCCAGCUCAGGCUCAGCAAUGUCCUCUACAACUGAGAGCGGUCACGUGCCAUCCGCCGGGACAUCGCCACUACUUGCGCCGGAUUCCUAGUCAGACAGUGUAUGACGGUUAUACAGUGCUGUGCACUAUCUCCUCCGAUGGUCAACGUUUCACCCGGGCCGUUCUACGAAAACGAAGUUGUCCUAGCAGAGAGUGCUCAAGUCGUCGGUUAGUGGUCCUCUAUAGAUUGCGCGAAGCACUUGGAUCUAAACAGAGUCCCAAAUCACGCUGCUAUAGUACGUCAUAGAAAAGACGGUCUGCAGACACUAGGGAGUUUUAGGGAACCGUUUUUCCAUACCCGAUAUGGUACAAUGGGCCCUCCGGUACAAACUGCGCGUAUGCAAGUCUUCUGCGGCAGCGCAAGCGCAGUUCGUACCGGAGGGCCAAUCGUACCAUAUCGUAUGUGCAAAAACGGUUCCUUCAUACUCUCUACCGUCUGAGGUGUAUUUAUUCCUCGAAUGAUGGUCCCGUCACGUCGGCCAUAAAAAGUCUGUCUGCGGACAUGUUAAAAAAAUACAAGCAUAUUAAGCAAACGUGCGUCGAGCGUGCUUGUGGUGUUUUCGAAAAUAAUUCUGUCGUCAUGUCUGAAGCGAAUAUUGUGCAUUUUGUACGAUGGAUUGAGCAGUGCGAUAGCGGCUGAAAAGGCUCCAAAUAACUACGGCGAGAGAACACUCGAAAAUUACCGUGGUCUCUCAAGAAUGCUUCGCCCAUCAUAGACACUGCGUCGGCGAUGUGCUGUAUGGCAACAUGCUGAGACGAGACUGUUGUUUGCGCUUUGCAGAUGACCGAGAUCCCUCGUUUCGUCUCAGUCUCUUUCUGAUCGUAGGAGGUGGUUUGUGCAUGUCAUUGAAUAGACCCCUUCAAAAAUUGCCUCCUCUUACAGUCGACAUGAAAAUACUGCAAAGUAGAAUGCGCAAAGCAAAAACAACAUAAAUAUGGCAGGUCUCUUGGAAGUGAGUGUUAUAUCAGUUACAAACUUGUGCCAGCCCGUUAGUGUUGUUUGUUUUUCUUUUUUUUUCUUUUUUGCGCAUGCCAUUUUUGCAGAAUUUUCAGAUUGAUUGUAAGAGGGCGUAAAUUUGUAAAGGUGUCUAUAGAACUUUUAAAGAAAUAAAGGCUCCUGGCCGGUUCUAUUUUUAGUGUUCUUGCGUAGGGGGCGUGGUUUGCUUGUUUUGCGAAGCGACGAACAUGCGCGUGAGGACUUGUAAAUAUUGGAAUGGUGUUUAAGAGGGAAGGAAAACUUGCUGGAGUUUUUGUUCGAUUCGAGGUGUAUGGACUCUGGCAUCUGAAGAUUGCCUAGAUGCUUGUAAUGUGCGUAGUUAUGACAGAAAUCUACGCGCAAGCGCGUGAGAAACUGCGGAUGAAAAUCCCGACACUUGCACAAUGGCCGACGUCCCGCCUAUGGGGGUGCACUAUCAUUCCGUCAUUUAUUUUUGAUGAUAGAUACUUCCCCCGUCAUUUCUGUUUAAUCAACCCGCACACCAACAACUGUACAUGAUGUAAAAUUCAUUUAAGUUUUUAUGUAUAUAUGAAUAGAAAGAGAAAUAAGUAAUUACUGUCUUGGCUUCAGCGCAGUUUGUUUACCUUCUUUCACCUUAUCGUCUGUCAGAACGUAAAUUUUUAUAUACCACUAUUCUUGCACUUGUGUUCUCAUGACCCUUGUGAAUUGCACUCCAUAAACACCUGAAGCGUCGGUGGUCAUCUUUAUUACUGGGAGGGAGCUGUCUUUUGUCCGUGCGUACAGGGCAAUGUACGGGCAGCUCAAGUUUGUUUCUUGUAUCAUUUCAUGUUAUUUAUUCAUCAACGAGCGUCUUUAUUAUGUAAUUAAAUAGUUUUCAAACAAA
Messenger RNA from Ixodes scapularis (black-legged tick), 2487 nucleotides. It is a transcript of the gene edl, whose product is annotated as transcription factor ETV6. The coding region runs from base 199 to 642 and encodes 147 amino acids. Lineage: Eukaryota; Metazoa; Arthropoda; Arachnida; Ixodida; Ixodidae. Gene Ontology annotation, molecular function: sequence-specific DNA binding. The transcript has 3 exons. The record is from RefSeq and is a predicted model, not a curated record.